Haliotis rubra (blacklip abalone) is the source of this 2319-nucleotide messenger RNA. RefSeq names its product serine/threonine-protein phosphatase 6 regulatory ankyrin repeat subunit C-like. Gene Ontology annotation, biological process: RNA processing. NCBI's taxonomy places the organism in Eukaryota, Metazoa, Mollusca, Gastropoda, Lepetellida, Haliotidae. The transcript is spliced from 5 exons. The record is from RefSeq and is a predicted model, not a curated record. Gene Ontology annotation, molecular function: protein binding; RNA binding; RNA nuclease activity. The coding region runs from base 1 to 2319 and encodes 772 amino acids.
AUGGCCGUGCACGGUUGUGCUGGGUCAAAUAUUGGCUUUCCUCAGUGUUGUAAAUAUUUUGCUGGGAGCAAGCAGGCACAGAGUAAAGGAGUUCAGUUCUUCCUGAAGCCACAUGAUUACAUCUUGGAGGAGGUAGACAGGUUACAGGAGAGUGAUGGGCUUGGUUACUGUGUUCUGUUGCUGGUGCUGCUGAGAGGAGGAUGUCUUCAAACACAGGAUCUCCUCACACGGCAUGGUACAGAGGAAUUCCAAGAAUCCCUGCAGAUUGUGAAGGAGAUCUGUUCCGGUUUACCUUCUUAUCACAGUUUGGCCAACAUCAGACACAAAGCUGAAUCCUUCUGUGGUAUAUAUUUGGAACACAGUGAAAACGGAUUUGUGUUUCAACAUCAAUCCAUCUUUGAUUCUGUCUUCAUCAGUCUGUCUAAGAAGAAUGCCGAUAUUGACGUGGUGAAAUGUCUGCACGAAUGGGGUGCUUUCCUUGACAUCACAGAUGUCACCGGUAAGACAGUGCUUCACAAGGCAGCAAGAUCGUCAACUGACACUAUUGACAAACUCAGAUAUCUUCUGGAUAUCAGAAAGGACCUUUUACAAAUUGUGGACAGUCGGGGAAGAACAGCUGCAUCUGCAGCAGUACUGUCUUCUAUUGCGACUGGAGACGGAAGUGAUCCAUGUCUUCAGGAUGCUAUGGGUAAAACAGCUCUACACUGUGCAACUGAAAGAGGAAGGACUGACAUUGUGAAGCUGUUGCUGGACACACCCAUUGAUCUGCAUGUUCAAGAUGAUGAGGAAGACAGGACAUUACAUCAUUAUGCUGCUGAAAGUUUAAACGUUGAUAACCUAAAGCUUCUCCUACAGGAAGGUCUCACUGCAUUCUCAAGAGACAGAUUUGGCCAAACACCUCUGCACUGUGCAGCCAAAUGUGAAGACGUUGAUAGUAUAAAAUUAUUAGCUGAGGCAGAUGCUGACAUCUCUGGGCAAGAUUGUGACGGAAAGACAGCACUGCAUUAUGUAUCAGAAGUGAAUUGCUAUGAAGGUGUUCAACUUCUUUUAAAGGAAUUGGCAGAUCCCAAUGUAACAGAUCACGAGUGCAAGACUCCACUACAUUUUGCUGCAGGACAUCAUUUCAGCAGUGCAACUACCACGCUUCUCUUAAAGGCAGGCUGUGACCCAAAUCAACAAGACCAUCUGGGAAAAACACCCCUUCAUUAUGCCGCUGGGUGCAGUGACAGUACUGCCGUACUUUUGGAGAAUGAUGCGAAACUAGGUGUGACAGAUGGACUUGGUAGGACUGCUCUUCACUAUGCAGCAGAGAACAGCAACGCUAAACAUGUGAAGCUCAUGCUGAAUAAUGGGGCUGAUCCAUUUGCCAAGGACAACUUUGGCAAAACAGCUCUUCACUAUGCCUCUCAUGCAGAUUACAAAGUUUGGAGUGACCGCCCUAAUUAUGCAGAUGAGACAAGAAGGGAAAGUGUUCAACUUCUCUUGGAGAAAGGAAGUAACCCUGGCAUACGAGAUGAAGAUGGAAAGACUGCUCUUCACUAUUUAGCAGAGAAGCAAGGCUGUGAAUGUAUAACUCUAGCAUUGGCCAAAGGUGCUGAUCCAUGCAAGCAAGACAAACAAGGCAAAACAGCUCUGCAUUAUGCUUCACAUCUACCCAAUAGUGAGUCUGUGCAGCUGCUAUUGGAAACAGGUGCUGAUGUAUCAAUAAGGGACGAACAUGGCAAAACAGCUCUUCAUGACGCAGCAGAACAUGGAAAUCUGAAAACCGUAUCAUUACUCCUGAAUCAAGGAGCUGAUCAAUGUGCCCAAGAUGAGCAAGGGAUGUCACCUCUCCAGUAUGCAGUGACACAAAUAGACUGUGUUGUUGCUAAACUUCUCCUUGACCACGGCUCUGAUGUGAAUUUACUUAGUUAUUGCGGGAAGACAACUCUCCACUAUGCAGCAGAAAAAGGAUGUUCAGACAGUGUUAAGCUGUUGUUACAGAGAGGCGCCAAUCUUAAUAAACUAGAUGGGCAAGGCAGGAUCGCACUACAUUGUGCAGCACUUGCGACUAGAGAUUGGUGUACUGAUAAUGUAGAGACACUCUUACGCUUAGGUGCUGAUCCAUCUGCUCAAGACAAAGAGGGAAGGACGGCUCUUCAUUACGCGGCUCAAAGUGAAAAUCACAGAGCUGUGAUACAGAUUUUAAAGAAAUCUGACGUCGCAAGGAUAAAAGACCAAGAGGGAAAGCUAGCUCUUGACUUCGCGAAAGAAACUGGUAAUACAGACAUUGCGAAACUGCUCAAAGAACCAGCUAUAGGUACUAGCUCUGCAAGGUGA